Pseudophryne corroboree (corroboree frog) is the source of this 3676-nucleotide messenger RNA. Its product is annotated as zinc finger protein 436-like. The transcript is spliced from 7 exons. Gene Ontology annotation, molecular function: RNA polymerase II cis-regulatory region sequence-specific DNA binding; DNA-binding transcription factor activity, RNA polymerase II-specific. Bases 88 to 2427 code for a protein of 779 amino acids. The record is from RefSeq and is a predicted model, not a curated record. Lineage: Eukaryota; Metazoa; Chordata; Amphibia; Anura; Myobatrachidae. Gene Ontology annotation, biological process: regulation of transcription by RNA polymerase II. Gene Ontology annotation, cellular component: chromatin; transcription regulator complex; PcG protein complex.
GAGUUUUCAUCGACUGCUGCAGCCUCCCAGUGUCCGUGGAGAUCAGGAACUCCAGCUGUGAGGAACAGAGUCUUUAUUACACAUCACAUGUUCUGUAUUCUCUCUGAUUUACUGAGGAUGGACAAGGACAAGAGUCACAGGACUGAGAGGAUAAUAAAUAUCACCCUGAAGAUCAUCUACCUGCUGACUGGGGAGGAUUACACAAUAGUGAAGAACACAUCCAAUGAGUAUGAGACACCCAGCAGCCAUCCCUGUAUAUCAGGAGGACUAAGUAGAACCCAGAGCCCCAUCACGAUGCCUCCACCUCACUCACUGACACAUGAGAGACACAAUGAUCAGAAAAUCCUGGAACUCACCAACAAGAUCAUUCAGUUGCUGACUGGAGAGGAGGGGGAGUAUAUAGAGGAACACAGGGGUCUGUACAAGGACGUGAUGAUGGAGAAUCACUGGCCCCUCACAUCACUGGAUGGGCCCAGUAACAGAGAUACCCCAGAGAGAUGUCCCCGUCCUCUGUAUUCCCAGGAUUGUACAGAAGAGAAUCACAGGAUCCCACAGGAGGAUCAGGGUGAAGCCCAAUUAAAUAAUAUUAAAGUCAAAGAUACAGAGGGAGAAGAAGAGACGUAUGUGACUGAUAUGAAGACAGAAGAUAUAGGGGGAGAAGAAGAGACGUAUAUGACUGAUAUAAAGGCAGAAGAUAUAGAGGGAGAAGAAGAGACGUAUGUGACUGAUAUGAAGGCAGAAGAUAUAGAGGGAGAAGAAGAGACGUAUGUGACUGAUAUGAAGGCAGAAGAUAUAGAGGGAGGAGAAGAGACGUAUGUGACUGAUAUGAAGGCAGAAGAUAUAGAGGGAGAAGAAGAGACUAAUGUGACUGAUAUAAAGGCAGAAGAUACAGAGGGAGAAGAGACGUAUGUGACUGAUAUAAAGGAAGAAGAUAUAGGGGGAGAAGAAGAGACGUAUGUGACUGAUAUAAAGACAGAAGAUAUAGAGGGAGAAGAAGAGACGUAUGUGACUGAUAUAAAGGCAGAAGAUACAGAGGGAGAAGAGACAUAUGUGACUGAUAUGAAGGCAGAAGAUAUAGAGGGAGAAGAAGAUAUGUAUGUGACUGAUAUAAAGGCAGAAGAUAUAGAGGGAGAAGAAGAGACGUAUGUGACUGAUAUAAAGGCAGAAGAUAUAGAGGGAGAAGAAGAGACGUAUGUGACUGAUAUAAAGGCAGAAGAUAUAGAGGUUGAAGAAGAGACGUAUGUGACUGAUAUAAAGGCAGAAGAUACAGAGGGAGAAGAAGAGACGUAUGUGAGGGGUGAUCAGCAGUGUAAGGAGGAGGAGAUCCCUACAGAAAUCAGCACAGCAGAUGGACACACAAGCAGGAAUAUCUCAGAAAGACAUCUAAUGUUAUCUCCGGAUUGUAACAUAAAAGAUAAUGACAGUAGACAGGAUUCUCCAGGAGAUAACCCCAUUACCCCAAUUAUACAUCCAGCUCUAUCAGCUGGUCCCUCUGAUCCUGGGAAAUGUUCUCCUGAUCACUCUGAUAUUGGUGCAUCUGUUACAGCUCUGACAGUAGAUACAGUGUUUCCGUGUUCUAUAGAUGCCAAAUGUUUUACACAAAACACAAAGCAUAUUAACCCACAUACAGGUAAGGCAGGUGAAAGGCCACUGAUAUGUUCUGAGUGUGGGAAAUGUUUUACAUACAAAUCAUAUCUUGUUAAACAUCAGAGAAGUCACACAGGUGAGAGGCCAUUUCCAUGUUCUGAGUGUGGGAAAUGUUUUACACUGAAAUCACAUCUUGUUACACAUCAGCGAACUCACACAGGUGAGAAGCCAUUUCUAUGCUCUGAGUGUGGGAAAUGUUUUUCAAACAAAUCAGAUCUUGCUAGACAUCAGAGAACUCACACAGGUGAGAAGGCAUUUCCAUGUUCUGAGUGUGGGAAAUGUUUUGCACACAAAUCAGAUCUUGUUAAUCAUCAGAGAACUCACACAGGUGAGAAGCCAUUUCCAUGUUCUGAGUGUGGGAAAUGUUUUACACGGAAAUCAUAUCUGGUUACUCAUCAGCGAACUCACACAGGUGAGAAGCCAUUUCUAUGCUCUGAGUGUGGGAAAUGUUUUGCAAACAAAUCAGAUAUUGUUCAACAUCAGAGAAGUCACACAGGUGAGAAGCCAUUUCCAUGUUCUGAGUGUGGGAAAUGUUUUACACGGAAAUCAUAUCUUGUUACUCAUCAGGAAACUCACACAGGUGAGAGGCUAUUUCUAUGUUCUGAGUGUGGGAAAGGUUUUGCACACAAAUCACAUCUUGUUAUACAUCACAGAAGUCACACAGGUGAGAACCCAUUUGCAUGUUCUGAGUGUGGGAAAUGUUUUGCACACAAAUCACAACUUGUUAGACAUCAGCAAAGUCACACAGGUGAGAGGCCAUUUCUAUACUCUGAGAAAUAAAGCAGCUCUUGUUGCACACAAUAGACAUCACUCAGGUGAGGAACUAUUUUAAUCUUCUGGAGUAUACUUAUCAUUGCCAUGCGUUGUUCUUCAAGGUUCUUAUUCUAUCUCCUAUGCUUUUUGCAAUAUACAUGCUACCACUGGGUGAAAUAAUCAGAUGUCAUGCCCUCAUCUACCACUGCUAUGCAGAUGACCUGUCUUUUGCUCUGGGUACUGAGAACCCAGUACCAAUCCUAAAUGGUUGUCUAGCUGAGCUCCAGGUAUGGGUGAUACCAGUUGGCUGUGAUUCAGUCCUGGUGAAACAGGUCUUUAAGCUCACCACCAAAGGGCAGGGCUACAGUUCAGCUUUGCAAACCAACCAGACUUACGCUUGGGGGUUCAGAGUUACAAAAUGCUGAUCAUGUGCGGAAUCUUGGUGUCCUGGAUGGUGGAGUGACACUUAGACAUCAGUAUCUGCCACAAUCAGAUCCUCAUCUGAGAAACAUAGCCAGACUCCAGCACUUUAUUCCCUCAGAAGAUCUACCUACAGUCAUACAUGCACUUGUAUCAUCACACAUAGACUACUGCAAUGUCCUCUACCUGGGUCUCCCAGCAAUAGAAUUGCACCGCUUGUAGCUUGUACAGAAUGCAGCAGCCAAGCUGUUACCUAACCAGCUUGUUCCUGCCACAUAACACCCAUUCUCUGCUCCCACCACCGGCUGCCUGUAAGAUGGUUACUCUUACAUAAUCUCACUGACUCUCCCAAUCCUACAUGACCAGGAUCCAUGGUACCAGAAGCAGCUUCUGCCUCCUUACUGCCCAGUUACUUCCACCUGCAGAUGUAGGACUGUUACCAGCAGUACCAAGAAUCCUCAAGCAGUGCUGAGAGGUCAGGGGUGAGACAGGGUGGUGACACUAGUGCUGUAGUAGGGGCUGCCGGAGACACUGUCUGUAUGUAAUAUUGUCCUCAAGCAGCGCUAAGGUGUAAGAGGGGAGACAGGGCAAUGGCAGUUGUGGGCAGAGACGGGGCAGUGGCAGUAGUGGGGGGAGAUGGCGGUGGCAGUAGUGGAGGGAGACGGGGCUGAUGCAGUUGUGGGGGAGAGACUGCAGUGGCAGUUUUGAGGGAGAAGGGCGGUAGCAGUAGUGGAGAGAGACAGGGCAGUGGCAGUAGUGGGAGACAGAGCGGAUGCAGUUGGGGGUAGACAGGGCAGUUGCAGUAGUGGGGAGACUCGUCAGUGACAGAAGUGGGGGGAGACAGGGUGGUGACUAG